AUGGCCCAAACCAACCAAGCAACCUCGGGGACAUCUGCUUAUUCUUUUCUUUUUCACAUUCUCGUCGAGUUCGCCAUAACUAAUAUCCCAACGAGUUCGGCCAUCUUCAGACGUCACACUUGCUCUUCGCAGCUACCUUACGUUCAGAAGCAUUAUCGGUGCGGGAUCAAUUGUUCGCUGUGUUUUCUCGCCCCGUAUCUGUCUCUUCGCUACCGUUCAGUAGACAGGAUGCCGCGUGCAACCAGCAGAUCUUCUGGAUCGAGGGCCUCUGCUCCGGCGAGGCCAGCUCCGAGGCCAGCACCUGCGUCGCACACUCACUCUGCGCCUCCACCCGCACCAGGUACUCCAUCGGCAGCGCAACCAGCGCCUUCCCCAGCGCAGCCAGCAGCAGCCUCUGGAGGGGGUAGCAUGCUGGGUGGGUUGAUGCAGACGGUGGGAGAGGGCAUGGCGUUUGGAACAGGAUCCGCCAUUGCCAACAGAGCCGUGGAUGCCAUCAUGGGUCCGCGCACUGUCGUGCACGAGCACGUCAACUCCGCCGCGCCUGCAGCCGCGCCUGCAGCUGCGCCCGCUUCCGCUCCUGCGACUGCCAGCUCGCCGACGGACUGCACUCAGCUGCAGCAGGAUUUCAACAAGUGCGUGGAAAUGCAUGGGAGCGACAUUUCCAAAUGCCAGUUCUAUCUGGAUAUGCUUACUGAGUGCAAGCGGAGCGCCUCUUCAGGGAAUACGCUUCAGUGA
This is a messenger RNA of Closterium sp. Yama58-4, 735 nucleotides long. NCBI's taxonomy places the organism in Eukaryota, Viridiplantae, Streptophyta, Zygnematophyceae, Desmidiales, Closteriaceae. The record is from the annotation of a GenBank genome assembly.